Molecule: messenger RNA, 5706 nt
Organism: Salmo salar (Atlantic salmon)
Lineage: Eukaryota; Metazoa; Chordata; Actinopteri; Salmoniformes; Salmonidae
Product: ras GTPase-activating protein 1
Biological process (GO): regulation of GTPase activity
Molecular function (GO): protein binding
Source: RefSeq, a predicted model, not a curated record
GUCUAAUCCGGUGUUGAGACUGCUUUUCACUUCACCACCGAUAGCAGAUAUAAAUGGAUGCAGCUCGCGCCGUGCAUUUACUCCGUACUCUCUUGGCUGGGCCUGCGCGUUAGCGAGCAGAGUGAGGAGAGGGAGGGAAUAGCGGCGGCAGUAGCAGCAAGCCUCCAGCCCCGUAAUCGAGAAAGAAACGCGAAUUUAUGCAAGAACGAAGUGCUGUAAUUUCCUCGGUUGGUGGGCUACAUCGGCUAAACUAAGUCCACCAGAGGUUCAGGCGACAGAGGGGGGCGUUUGUGGUGGCAACCUAAGACAUUUGGGAACUCCGUAGGAGCAAAACAACAACAGCACAAUAAAGGAUUUCACACACAGGCAGUGACAAUAAAACAAUACGUAUCGACAAGUAGACUGGUUGCUGCCGAGGGAGCAGGCAGGACUAGCAAAAAAAGGAAUUAAAUACGUCAUCUGCCUCUCCCUUCAGGUAUUUAAACGUUAUUUUCAAAACUGCAGUUCUAGCAGAACUUUAAACUCAUGAAAACUCGUGUCUUCAUAGCUAGCUACUGUAGCUAACUAGCUUUGGCUAGAGUUUAGCUAACGAGUUUGCGUUAUUAGCUAACGCUAGCUGGCUACCGUAAACGUGUUGUUUUCCAAUAAACUUUUGGGGUUGUUUUUACCAACCCAAACAGUGAGGGGGUGCUGCAAGACUAGAGGGGAAGGGCAGGUUCCCUUCUCGACUUAUUCCCCUCUACGUAUUUUCCGAAAAUGAUGGCUGCGGAGGUCAGUGGCGAGGAUACGGGCUCUGUCUCGGCAGGGAAAGGGGUGGCGGGCGGCGGAGGCCCAGAGACGGCCCAUUUUCCGUUUUAUCCCAACCCGACCAGAGUGCGGGUCACUGAUUUGGGCCAGGGAGCUGCAACAAACCUCCGCCACCCGUUGAACACCUCCCCAGACUCCCCCUCUGAUAUAAGUAUGAUUUACCCCGUGUCUGGAGGAGAUAUUGCCGGACCUGCCUUGUCCGCUACAGGGAGUGGCGGACAUGCAAUUAUUCUAGGAACAAGUUCAGGGACCAUUGGCAGUAUGUGCUACCCCCCCAACUCGGAGGGACCCGGCAUCCGGAUGUCACCCACCUCGGUGGGUCCCGACGGGUCAAGUGUCUUCCCCCCUCUGCCACCACCUCCCCCACCACCCCCAGGCUACGGGGGACUCGGAACUGUGGAUGAAAGCGACAUGCAGGAUGGACCUGAAUACGAGGAAGAGGAGGUGGUCUUCCCCCUCUCAGCGCCGCCCACGAACCAGUGGUACCAUGGGAAGCUGGACCGGACCAUUGCUGAGGAGCGGUUGCGGCAGGCCAGGACCCCCGGCAGCUACCUCAUCAGAGAGAGUGACCGCCGGCCCGGCUCCUUUGUCCUGUCCUUUCUCAGCAUGACCAGUGUGGUCAACCACUUCAGGAUAAUCGCCAUGUGUGGAGACUAUUACAUAGGCGGGCGGCGGUUCUCGUCCCUGUCGGACCUGAUUGGUUAUUACAGCUACGUGUCUUGCCUGCUGAAAGGUGAAAAGCUGCUAUCGCCUGUGGCACCCCCAGAGCCUGUAGAGGACAGGAGGAGAGUGAGAGCCAUUCUUCCAUACACCAAAGUGCCAGAGACCGAUGAGAUCAGCUUCCUGAAAGGGGACAUGUUUAUCGUUCACAAUGAACUGGAUGACGGCUGGAUGUGGGUGACCAACGUGAGGACGGAGGAGCAGGGCCUCAUUGUGGAGGACCUGGUGAAGGAGGUGGGACGGGAGGAGGACCCACACGAGGGCAAAGUUUGGUAUCACGGCAAGAUCAGCAAACAAGAGGCCUACAACUUGCUGAUGACAGUUGGCCAAGUGUCCAGCUUCCUGGUCCGGCCGUCAGACAACACACCCGGGGACUACUCCCUUUUUUUCCGCACCAAUGAGAACAUCCAAAGGUUUAAGAUAUGCCCCACUCCCAACAAUCAGUACAUGAUGGGGGGGAGAUACUACAACAGUGUUGAUGACAUUAUUGAGCAUUAUAAGAAAGAGCAGAUCGUGGAGGGCUACAACCUGAAAGAUGCUGUUUCAGUGCAGCAACAGGAACAAGUGCUUUCAGACUUGGUGGACGGCAAGGAGAUCUAUAACACUAUCAGACGGAAAACGAAAGACGCCUUCUACAAAAAUAUUGUCAAGAAAGGCUACCUCCUGUUCAACAAAGGCAAAGGCAAGCGGUGGAAGAACCUCUACUUCAUCUUGGAGGGGAACGACGCCCAGCUCAUCUACUUUGAGAGUGAGAAGAGAGCCACUAAACCCAAAGGCCUGAUUGACCUGAGCGUGUGCUCGGUGUACGGCGUGCACGACAGUCUGUUUGGCAGGCCAAACUGUUUCCAAGUUGUGAUCCAGCACUUUAGUGAGGAACAGUACAUAUUCUACUUUGCUGGCGAGACCCCUGAACAGGCACAGGACUGGAUGAAAUGUCUGCAGACGUUCUGCAGUAACCUUAGGAAGCCCACCCAGCCCACUCCCAACAAGAGGCUCCGACAGGUGAGCAGUCUGGUCCUGUACGUGGAGGAGGCCCAUAAGCUGCCGGUGAAGCACUUCACCAACCCCUACUGCAACAUCUACCUGAACAGUGUGCAGGUGGCCAAGACCCACCCUCGAGAGGGCCAGAACCCAGUCUUCACUGAGGAGUUCAUCUUUGAUGACUUGUCGAGUGAAAUCAACAGGUUUGAAAUCAGCCUGAGUAACAAGACAAAGAAGAGCAAAGAAAGUGACAUCUUGUUCAUGCGUUGCCAGCUGAGCCGACUGCAGAAGGGCCAGAUGAUAGACGAGUGGUUUCCGCUGAGCUCCCACGUGCCUCUGAAAGGCAUCGAGCCGGGCUCCCUGAGGGUGCGAGCCCGCUACUCCAUGGAAAAGAUCAUGCCCGAGGAGGAGUACAGCGAAUUCAAAGAGCUGAUCCUGCUGAAAGAGUUCCAUGUGAUCUAUGCUCUGGCCCAUGUGUGUGGGCAGGACCGCACCCUGCUGGCCAGCAUCCUGCUGCGCAUCUUCAGACACGAGAAGACAGAGGCCCCCUUACUCAGGACACUCAAUGACCGAGAGAUCAACAUGGAGGACGAGGCGACGACCCUGUUCCGAGCGACCACGCUGGCCAGCACGCUGAUGGAGCAGUACAUGAAGGCCACGGCCACACCCUUCGUUCACCACGCCCUCAAAGACACCAUCCUCAAGAUCAUGGAGAGCAAGCAGUCCUGCGAGCUGAAUCCCUCAAAACUGGAGAAGAACGAGGAUGUCAAUCUGAACCUAGCCCACCUCCUCAACAUCCUGUCUGAACUGGUGGAGAAGAUCUUCAUGGCUGCUGAGAUCCUGCCCCCUGUAAAUAGGCUAUCAUCUGUCAUCGAUGAUGACGUCCCCAUCGACGAUGGCUGUCAAUCAUUAUCGUCACCCGAUGACAUCAUUCAUCGGCCCAACCCUAAUAAGACUCUAAGGUAUAUCUAUGGGUGUCUGCAGAAAUCAGUGCAGCAGAAAUGGCCAACCAACACCACCAUGAGAACCAGAGUCGUAAGUGGCUUUGUGUUCCUGAGACUGAUCUGUCCUGCCAUUCUCAACCCAAGAAUGUUCAACAUCAUUGCUGACCCUCCCUCUGCAACAGCAGGCCGUACCCUCACAUUGAUUGCCAAGUCUGUCCAGAACCUGGCUAACCUGGUGGAGUUUGGUGCUAAGGAGCCCUACAUGGAGGGCGUGAACCCCUUCAUCAAAAACAACAAACAUAGGAUGAUCAUGUUUCUGGAUGAGUUGGGGAAUGUCCCUGACCUCCCUGAAGCUACAGAGCACUUUAGGACAGACCUGUCCCGUGACCUCGCAGCCCUGCAUGAGAUCUGUGUCUCUCACUCAGACGACCUCCGCACCCUGAGCAACGAGAGGGGAGCACAGCAGCACGUGCUGAAAAAGCUGCUGGCCAUUACUGAGCUCCUUCAGCAGAAACAGGUUCACUAUGCCAUGUCCAACAGCAACAGGACCGAGUGCACCAUCAUGGCAUUGGCUGCCACCAUCCAGGUAAUGUGAAUUCUACAAAGACUGGACAGGUUGUUCAGUCAACCAAACCACCAAGCCCUGACAUGGAGCGCUGGACCGGAGACUAGGUGAAUUUGUAUUGAGCAUGUAGCUUUCUGGACGUGUCGGUCUACUAUGGCUGGCUGACGAUCUGGGAAUCUCUUGCCAGUCCCAAAGCCCUGGAACAGACACCGGUGAAAUAAGGAAGAACUCAUUACCCAAUACUAGGUUGAACUAUAUUCUAGCUGAGAGGGCCAGACAGACGAACAGGACACUGUUAGCCUAUUUUGGCAGUUAUAUUAUAGCUUACAGACAGCUAAAGAAAAUGAUGAACUGGAUCACCUAUAUUUUGAUUGGCUUGGCCUUUGUCCUGAAAUUGGGAGGGGGCCAGACUUGAACCCUAGAGGUACUUACACACUGCCUUUUUAACAGUGGAACCUUCCCAAAGGGCCUCAGGGCAGCGGCGAGCCAAAGCAUCGUAGCGAUAACAACGAUCUUCAGGGAAAUCUAACAUAGCACCUCCAAGACAAGCCUUAAAACUCACUCUACAACCCUAACUCCAAAAUGGCAGUUUACAAUUCACACUAGCUUCUUAUACAGGUAACUGCCAAAAUAGUGGAAACACCUGGGUGGAUGUGGGGUGCAUUUUCCUGGCAUGGUUUAGGUCCACGCAACCCCUAAAGAGUGGAUGACAAUGCCCACAUCCACAGAGUACGAGUGGUCACAUGAGCUUGUAAACGAUGUAAGCCAUGGCCAUCUCAGUCACCAGAUCUCAACCAAAUUGAACACUUAUGGGAGAUUCUGGAGCGGUGCUUGAGACAGCGUUUCUACCACCAACCAAAUGAUGGAAUUUCUCAUGGAAGAAUGGUGUUGCCCCCUUCCAAGAGUUCCAGACACUUGUACAAUCUAUGCCAAGCUGGCGGCUUGUGGUGGCCCAACUCCCUAUUAAGACACUGUUGGUUUUUAUUUUUUCAGUUACCUGUAUAUAGCACUGAAGCUACUAGCUAUAUCUUUUCUAUGCUGCUUUGCCUGUUAUAUGACAAAACCAGUGUUUAUGUAUGUAUAGCUUAUCAUACUCCAUUUAGCUAUCAUACAAAAUGUUAACCUAACAGUUUGUAAGAACUAUUUGUAACAUGUGCAUGUAUAACCCUAUGGAAACUGCCCUGAUGUCUGGGCCUACAUACAGUAUGUGCUGCUCUGAGAAACUAAAGGAACUGAGAAAUCCUCCCUUUAAGCCUGGGCUCAUCAACUGAAGCUUUCAUAUAUUUGCAACUUCAAAUGUAACCCUCACUAACCCACUUUCCUUGGUGAUAACAAGCCAAGAUAAGAGAUUAAUUUUGUGCAGGCCAUGCACAGAUUCACCUCUGUCGUUUGGAUGAGAACUGGCUGACUUAGUACUGCUCAUACAAACCGAUCUAAAAGUCAGACUCAUUUAGGUACAGACUUUACAAACCUCACCCAAGUGUUCAUAGACUUGAUAUGGGUGAGAUUAAACUCCACUCUUCAAAUAUAUAAAUGUCAGCUGUGCUUCAUGGAGCGUGAAACUGUUCUGCUUCCUCUUUAUUUCAUAUAGCUGAUGUGUUUAUUUUUCUAUCUGAUAGACAGAACCUUGCAUCUUAGAUAUACUUGAUCGACCUGGCUAAAUAAAAACUGUUAGUAUGUAUGGAGAAA